AUGAAAGUGGGAAGACUGGUCCAGCUAGUGACCCUGCUACUGUGCACCGCCACUGUCAAAGCCAUACUCAGGCAUGCCGCGAAUGUGAGCGCACAAGGAAAGUGGGCCCUCGAAAGGAAAGGGAACUCGAGGGACAUGCAAUUCAUGGCCAGUAAAGUAAUAAAGGGGGUAACUCAUAAUAGGAAAAUCUCUCCACACUCAUCGCAUUCAGAACACAUGGUGAGUGAGGGAAAUGGGCUAGCAGAAGAGACAAAUAGAAAAGGGGAACCCCUUGGAGACAUUUGCUUCAUCGCAGGAGUAGGAGACACCAAUGGAUACGGGUGGGGAAUUGCAAAAGAACUGAGCAAAAAAAACGUAAACAUAAUUCUAGGUGUAUGGCCACCAGUGUAUAACAUUUUCAUGAAGAACCUCCAUAAUGGAAAAUUUAAUGACGACAUGGAGAUAGGGGACGGUAGAAAAAUGGACCUUCUCGACAUCCUUCCCUUCGAUGCUGCAUUUGAUUCGUUUAGUGAUAUAAAUGAGGAAACGAAAAAGAAUAAAAGGUAUGCUAACUUAGAAAAUUAUUCAAUUGAAGAGGUUGCAAAUUUGGUUUAUAAAAGGUACGGGAAAAUAAAUAUGUUAGUUCAUUCAUUGGCUAAUGGAAGAGAAGUGGAGAGGAGUCUACUUGACACAAGUCGAGAUGGUUAUUUGGAUGCACUGAGUAAAAGCACCUAUUCUCUAAUAGCUCUAUGCAAAUAUUUCUGCCCAAUCAUGCACCCCGAAUCGAGUGUGAUUUCAUUGACUUACUACGCGAGUCAGAAGGUGGUGCCUGGGUAUGGGGGAGGCAUGUCAAGUGCUAAGGCAGCAUUAGAAUCUGAUACGAGAACUUUAGCCUAUCACCUGGGGCGAAAGCACAAAAUUAGAGUUAAUACGAUUAGUGCCGGGCCUCUUAAAUCAAGGGCAGCAACUGCCAUCAAGAAGGCCAAUGUGCAACAAGGAGAAAGCGAAACGGAAAAAAAAAAUUUGGCAUUUAUAGAUUACGCCAUUGAGUACUCAGAAAAGUAUGCACCUCUUCAGCAGAAGUUGUAUUCCACAGACGUCGGGGCCGUGGCCGCCUUUUUGCUGUCCAAGGAAAGUAGAGCAGUCACUGGCCAGACCAUUUACGUGGACAACGGGCUCAACAUUAUGUUCGGCCCCGAUGAUUUGUUUCAGGGCAGGGGGGACUAG
Plasmodium fragile is the source of this 1206-nucleotide messenger RNA. RefSeq lists its product as uncharacterized. NCBI's taxonomy places the organism in Eukaryota, Apicomplexa, Aconoidasida, Haemosporida, Plasmodiidae. The transcript has a single exon. Gene Ontology annotation, biological process: fatty acid biosynthetic process. Gene Ontology annotation, molecular function: enoyl-[acyl-carrier-protein] reductase (NADH) activity. The record is from RefSeq and is a predicted model, not a curated record. Bases 1 to 1206 code for a protein of 401 amino acids.